Molecule: messenger RNA, 2486 nt
Organism: Limulus polyphemus (Atlantic horseshoe crab)
Lineage: Eukaryota; Metazoa; Arthropoda; Merostomata; Xiphosura; Limulidae
Product: zinc finger protein Noc-like
Exons: 2
Coding region: 243-1730 (495 amino acids)
Biological process (GO): negative regulation of DNA-templated transcription
Cellular component (GO): nucleus
Source: RefSeq, a predicted model, not a curated record
ACUAUAGAGUUAGACAGUCUGAGCGCAACUGUGAGACGGUAAACAGCGUUUAGAGAGCGUCUGUCGUUUUAACGGAUCUAGGAUCGCGUAACCCGGGUAUAACAUUAGACGUGUGAACGAGAUAGAGAUUACACACACAAGUGACAAGGUUAUUUGUUGUAAACUGGAUACUAUUACAUCUGGAAAUUUAGUGAACAAACUUAGCCUCAUAAAAGGUUGAGGCGUUUCGGACCUAGGACAAGAUGAGCCUGUUAAGUGGCAACCAGUAUCUGAGACCGGAGUAUCUGUCGCCACUUCCAACAACGCUCGAUGCGAAGAAGAGCCCGUUGGCGUUGCUGGCGCAGACUUGCAGCAACAUUGGCGCCGACAACCCUAACCAUAAACCCAUUAUCCCAGGCUUGGAGAAGAACCGAGACUCCGAGAAGAAUAAGGACAAGUCUACGAAUAGCGAAGAAAAACCAUCUUUCAAGCCGUACGAGUUGUCAAAAAAAGACUCGGAAUCUAGCGGUGAGGGAGGCAAAAAGUCGCCGUCGUCCAAGUCGGUAUCCCCCGUGAGUCCGUCCCCAGCUGUUAGCACGACCGGGUCUUGUGGCAAAAAUUCCCCGUCUGGGGGUCAUGAAAAGAGGAGCCAUAGUGCGACUAGUUGUGAAACUGGGACAACAUCAGCAACAACGUCAACAUCUACUAGCUUAUCGGCUUCAAGUUCAAUUUCGGGGAACCAUAACACUCUUAGCGGACUCGGCUAUCGGUCUGGAGCCUCCCUUGGCCUCGAUUUGGGCCGUUCGGACUCAUCCAAAGAUGGACUCGGAAGCUUAUCUCACUUGUCCUUUGGAGCCUACAAGCAUGGAUUGAACGGAUCUCUUAAUCCUUUAGCCAACUGUGUCGGUUGUUCUCCUAUGUUAGGCCACAUUCCGGUUGACGCCGCAAGCACAGCGCAUACCUUUCCUGUCACGGCCUCACAGAGCGGGACGGGUGGCCUCAAGCCCGGAUGCUAUACCAUGGGUGGACUCUCGCCGUACGUCGGAUAUGCUCGUGUGAAAACAGCGAGCGGUGGCACUGCCUUUGUGCCCGUGUGUCGUGAUCCUUCUUGUAUGAACUGUCAACUGAGUAUGCAGAGUGCCCAGCUAGGCCAAUGUCCCAGUGGUUGUACUCAAUGCACUCAUGAGCGAAUAACUCCUUUCGGAGGGACUACCAGUUUGGCGGGUCUGAUACCUGGACUGCCGGGAUCUUCAUCUCCCACGGCGGCUGGAAAUCCUUCGGCCUUGGCUGGCCUCAACUCUCAACUCUAUCCGCACGCUAUGUUACCUAGGCCCAAUGUGUGUAGCUGGAUGGUUGGAGACACCUAUUGUGGUAAAAGGUUUACUUCUUCAGAGGAGCUACUACAGCAUCUCAGGACUCACACUAACCUGUCGGCAACAGAUACCGCCUCGUACUUGCCAAUGUUGUCUCCCAGCUUUAGCAUGCCGUCAGCAGCUGGACUGGGUGCUGCGGCCUGUCACCUUCAUUACAGUUCGGCUCCAUCCCUUACUUCCCCUGCCGGUCUUCGUCGGACAUAUCCCACAAGCCUGAGCCCUGUAAGCUCCUUGAGUGCCAGCAGGUUUCAUCCAUAUAAGCCGACCCUACCAACCUUACCAGGAGCUCCUAUGCCGCCCCUACCACAUCCAGGACUAAGUAUGUACUACCCCUACAAUCUUUACGGACAGCGUUUAGGGCCUCCAGUCCACCCCUGAUCAUGAAUGAAAAACAUAGAGUAUAUGAACAUCAAAGCCUUGUGUAUAGAAAUACAUGUAGUAAAUUACAGACAAAGCAAGGAAUUCCAAGUAAUAUAUUGUGCAGUCAGUGACUUUUUUUUCCCCAAGACGAAAAUUUUCCGGUGUGCAAACAAAAAAGAAAAAAAAGAGAAACGUUUGUGACAAAGUGUGAGUAGAAACUGAAAAAAAAGUGAAUUUAUUUCUAGAAAUUGACGACGGUAUAUUACACUAUAUACAUACGAGAUGUAAGUAUCUGUGUAAGAAAAUUAUAACUGUUUACUGCACUGUAUAAAACUCGCAGUGCAAACGUGAGAGUGUAUAUAUAUAUAUAUACAUUCUAAGAUCUUUAUCCUGUAAAUACUUAGCUAUGUUGUAACGGAAUAUACAGCCUUGAGAGUGGUUUUAUUGAAAAUUGUGACUUAAGUAUGUCUUCUAUGUAAUAUUCGGUUCGGCUUUCAUAUUUCUCAGUUAUCUUUAUGUCAGCUUUUCACAGUAUACCUUGUAAAAGCAAUAUAUUCUGUCAUCUCGUUUCUGACAAUCAGGAAUAAUAAAAGUUUUUCCUAGAAAUAGGUAAUUUCUCUAGAGUGUUUUCGCGUGAUCGACUUUUUUGUAGCUUUGUUUCUAAGCUUCUUUUCUGUGUCAUGUAUUACUUCUGUCUUGAAUACGUGGUAAUGACUAUGAACAGUGAGUGGUGUGUGACAUCUCGUUGGCUUUAUUAAAAUGACGAUAAACAUG